GAACGCAGGACACGUCACAAGAACCAAAGAUGGCAGCUGGAGCCCCUGUCUUCGACCCCGUCCUGGCUGAACGAGGAGACGCGACGCAAGUUCCUUUCGCGAGUGCAGCCUUCGAGCAGCUGCCGCCCUGUACGGCCACCUCCGAGAGCACAUGCCAGAUUGUGGACCACCUUUCGACGUUGAACGAGCUGCUCUUUCACGCCGAACUGGAACUGCGGGAACUGUCCGCACCAUACGGGCAGCUCUCGCUCGCGAGCUUGGCAGAGAUGAACCCAGACAUACCGCGCGACUCGCAACAGACCGUCAACCAAGCGGUUGCGCUGGUUCACCGGUUGCUCAAGACGCACUCGUGCGUGCUACACGUUCACAUUCACCACCGCGUCUUCGCCUUUCAUGAAGCGCUGAUUUGCGACGCCCUCAAAUGCAACCCUUCCACUAGGUUGCUGAGUAUCGACUUCCGAGCCUAUGCCAUCACGCAGGAUCUCGACGACGUUUUCUGUUCCUUGAAGCACCUGCAAGAAUUGGAAUGCCUAUCCCACGGGGUACGCGACGACGUCUCGUCUGCUUUGCCAACGGUUGUUCGCGUCUGCAAAUCGCUGACGACCCUCAAGAUUGCCGAGUUAUGCAUGACAGGCCGCACGGCGAAACCAUUCGUCGCCGCUCUUAAAGGAGCUUCAACGCUGAAAGAGCUGUCAGUGCACGGUUCCGUCAUAUGCGAAGCCGGACGAGGCCAAUUCGCGCAGUACCUCAGAGACACCACCUCGUUGACCACACUAAGCGUAGCGGCAGACGAGCUCAGCCGGCGGAACUGCUUCAACUGGAUGGCCGAAGGCCUCCUGGUAAACAAGACCAUCAAGAAAGUCAGGCUGAACAACGUCCUGUUUGACCAGGAGAAUGCCGAAUGGGCAGGGCGGAUUUUCACGGGAAAUGCAGUUAUACGGAGCUUCAGCGUAGUGUAUUUGCCGCCAGUUUUAUCCUUACAGCCGAGCACAGAUUACAACUUCUGGUACGCGCCGUUGUCCACCAACGAGACGCUGGAGGAACUCAGCCUCCCGUUCUCCAUCUGGAACUCGGCGCAGUGGGUCGAUUUCUUCUGGACCGCCUCGAGGAAGCCGAGUCUGAAGAAGUUGAUCAUUUCCGUACACGCCACAGAUCACCGCAACUUGCGAGACUUGUGCAAGGCUCUCAAGGAGAGCGGAGCCGAAGAUAAGGUCUCGCUGGGAACCUACUUCGUGUACCACGACUGGGACUUGAUGUACUCGAAGGCGUUCUCGGACGUGGACAUGUUCUGUUUCGACAACGUUCUGGCGCGGCUCUCGAGCGUGUUGCUGACAUUCACGCACAUUACCUCCGUGCGCUUCAGCAUCAGGAUGGGGGACGUGGCCCUCGUGUCAGCCAUCGCCGCGUACAUCGGAGCUGCCACGUCGCUCCGGAAGCUGCGGCUGGCUCUAUACUCGGACGACGGUGACACGGAGCACGAUAUGAACACGUCGUGGACCGAGAUAGUAGAAGCACUCGCUCGCAACACGAGCAUCAAAGGGCUGUGCGUGCACGUGGACAUCGACUCGGACGACAGUGACGAGGAAGACGGCGUCGGCGACGUGCUCGAGCAGCACCAAGUCCAGCGUCUCGCUCAAGUGAUCGGGUCCAGGCAGAACAUACGCACGGUCUACUUCGGCGCGGAACAGGCGGGCGUGGUCGGCGCGUUCCUUCGCUGUUUCUCCAAGGACAUCGCGGACAACUACAACCUAGUCCGCGUCACCCUGAAUGGAGUACUGGACACGGAAUCGGCACAGGACGGCUUCAAAGUUCGGGACACGGCGCGUCGAAACUGUGGCCUGGUGACGCGCGCCACGCAGUUCGCCAGAGGACGUGCACUGGACAGGCACUGCGCCAUUGCUUUGGAGCGGGUCUGGCGCCAUGCGGCACUGCUCGAAGAACUCGCCGAGCAGCUGUCCGUCAGCGUGGACGAGGCCUCUGCCACGGUGCGACGUGGGCUGAGGAACAUGGAAGGCCUGCACGACUUCAUGCGGCUCGCCCGCGUCGUCCGGGACGGCGUCGUGUGCGACCCGAGCCGCGACGGUGGUCCUCGACUGGACACCCUCAACGACGACUGCUGGAGGCUUGUCCGCCGCUACCUGAUGCUCGGCGACGUCAGGGAGCCUGCCGAGCCGGCGUCUUUGAGGCAGUGAUGUCACAGGGCAUGCUCAAGAGUUUCCACUCUUGACUCCUGACCCCGAGAGGUGACGCUGGUGCACAACACGCGGUCUUACGUGACGCUGUUUUCCCCCGAGUCGGAGCAGUGUCGGCAAUGACUUCGCCGCGAUGUGUGAUGGACUAUUUGAGAUGCCAAAACGCGCAGACGUAUCUCAUGACGUGCACCAAGCGUGUUCUGACAUGAGCGUAACAGAACUUCGGGGAUGUGGUCGAUUUCAGAGGGCUGCGUGCGGCCGCGUGGGAACUUGCACCCUGUCGACCUCGAUAUGAGCGAGGACAUGAUUUAA
This is a messenger RNA of Dermacentor silvarum, 2504 nucleotides long. RefSeq lists its product as uncharacterized. NCBI's taxonomy places the organism in Eukaryota, Metazoa, Arthropoda, Arachnida, Ixodida, Ixodidae. The transcript has 2 exons. The record is from RefSeq and is a predicted model, not a curated record. The coding region runs from base 30 to 2192 and encodes 720 amino acids.